AAUGGGAGAUCCAGAAUUGCCAUCCCUUCAUGCAUUCCAUCCCAGUGGAAUGUGGUGCCGCGGUGGUGCCGUGUGGUUCCUCUUGUGCUGCGUCCUGCAGUCGCAAGGUCGAGGCAAGUCGGUCGAAGAGCAGCUCGGAGACAAUAUUGACGCACUAAGACUCGUUCGCGUCCUGCCAGCAACACAGUCGAGACAGAAGAUCCUGUGUUGGGUCAACACGUUCGACCAGAAUCACGACCGCGCCAAGUCGAUCAAGGCGACGUGGGGCAAACGAUGUGACAAGCUCGUGUUUAUGAGCAACGUGGAAGACCUGACGAUUCCCACCGUGCGCAUCGUGGCUCCCGCGACGCAUUUGCAUCUGUGGCAGAAACAUCGAGCUGUCGUGCGCCUCUUGUGGCGGGAAUACGGCGACACGUACGAUUGGAUCUUCAAAUGCGACGACGAUACCUACGCGAUCGUGGAAAACCUCCGCGCGUACUUGGCGUCGUUUGCGUCGAAUUCGACGCAGCCGUUGCUCCUUGGACACCGCAUGACGCUGCAGUGGUGGGAAAUGCAGCGGGCGUUUGAAUGGGUUUACGGUCCCGACUUGCCAGCCGCCAUGAAGCGCCUGCAUUACGUGGCGUUCUCCGUGACCAAAACGGCCACGAUGUCGCACGGGGGCCUGUAUUAUACCCCUGGUGGCGGUGGCUACGCUUUCAAUGCGGCGUAUUUGAAGUUGCUCGUGGAGAACUUGGACGAGCCGUUCUGUUUGCCCGAUGAAAUCGUGCCCGACGACUGGGCCAUCUCGUUUUGCAUGCGCUUCUUAAACGUGUACCCCAUCGACACGAGAGAUGCAAAUCAGCGCGAGCGCUUCCACCAGUACUCCCCUGCUCGCAUCUUCCACGAGAUCCACGACCCUGACGCGUACGAUCACGACCUGUUCCCGUCCAUCGAGUUCGAGAACAACUGGUUCAGCGAUCACGGCGGCGGGAUCGGAUGGAAAAAUGGGACCGAGUGCGCCGCCCCCGACACGAUCUCUUUUCACUACAUCAAACCACCUUUCAUGGAGCUCGUCGACGAGUAUUAUUACCGCACGUCGUAUGAAGAGUCGACGCGCCUUCGUCGGGAGCCAUAGCGAGUCCUGCCCACGGGAGGACGGGGCUGUCCGACCUCUUACAGCAAGCACGUGGUCUCGAACGCCAGCGAGAUCCUGACCGCGCGAUUCAAAAGUUGACGACACACCGUCCAGGAUGCCACGUACACUCGCCGCGGGGACCCCGCCUCCAUGAGUCAUGCGCACUCGACGUAAUGUUCUCUAAUGAAGCUAUGGUGUCAUGCCUCUUGUCGG
Messenger RNA from Aphanomyces invadans, 1327 nucleotides. RefSeq lists its product as hypothetical. The record is from RefSeq and is a predicted model, not a curated record. The annotation marks the transcript as partial. Gene Ontology annotation, molecular function: N-acetylgalactosaminide beta-1,3-galactosyltransferase activity. The transcript has 5 exons. Lineage: Eukaryota; Oomycota; Saprolegniomycetes; Saprolegniales; Verrucalvaceae. Gene Ontology annotation, cellular component: membrane.